This is a messenger RNA of Drosophila mojavensis, 6166 nucleotides long. RefSeq names its product mucin-2 (gene Mur2B). Gene Ontology annotation, molecular function: chitin binding. NCBI's taxonomy places the organism in Eukaryota, Metazoa, Arthropoda, Insecta, Diptera, Drosophilidae. Gene Ontology annotation, cellular component: extracellular region. The record is from RefSeq and is a predicted model, not a curated record. The coding region runs from base 144 to 6014 and encodes 1956 amino acids. The transcript has 6 exons.
ACUCUAAGCCACAAGUAACAAACGAAGCGCGAGCGCGCCCGCAGCAAAGGAUAAUCAAAGCGCCAAAUUCGGUUUCAACUAAUGUGCAAUCAAAAAACAAACAAAGUGAAGACGAAACCCAAAAACUGAAACAAAUAUUAUAUAUGAACGAUAUCUGUAAACUGAGUUAUCGAGUGGCUAAUACAAUGACGACCUGCAUCUGGCUGCUGGCCCUUGUGGCGGCCAUCAAUGCCCGCUCGCUGCAAGUGCCGCGUGGAUAUGGCAUUCCCCAUCCUCCUCCACAUAAUCCGUACUAUUACUCGCCCUAUACCUAUGCGGCUGCUAGAGCCUAUGCUGGAGUUCGGCCCAGUCCGAUGCUCUACAACCCGCCGGGCAGUUACUACGACAGCAUUUACGGCGUGCACAGAUUCCUGCCGGGUGGCGGAAAUCCUAUAGCUGUGGACUAUAACAAUCGUUGCUCAAGGAAUUACGUGGGCAUUAAGCCCCAUCCCGAUCAGCAGCAAUACUACUAUGUGUGCCAACCCAACUGUGUCAUCUUCAGCAAGUGCCCCGAGCUGAAGAAAUUCAGUUCGAGCACUGGCCGCUGCGUGGAACGCGUGAAUCCCGAUUAUCCACCGAUUUGCAAAAAGGAGGGUCGAUUCGCCUAUCAAUACGAUUGCAGAAUCUAUUACAAAUGCGAUAGGAAUUUGACGCCACAGCUCUACGGCUGUCCCACAGGCACCAUAUUCUCGCAACUGGAAGGCAAGUGCAUACCCGGCGAUGAGUGUCCUUCGACAGAGAUAUCGAACAGCGGCAGCUAUAUACCGGAAAACUGCGAGCUCAAGUUUCCCGAAUGCACGACAGAGGGCACGUUUAGAUCACCGAAGGACUGCGCCUUGUACUACACCUGCAAAUUGCAGCCCAGUGGAAACUAUUUGCAAACGCGUUUCAAAUGUCCUGGCAACAACAGCUACGACCCGAAGCGAAAACUUUGCCGACCCCAUCAUGAAGUCGAUUGUCAAGGCUAUCUAUCCUAUGCGCCCAUUUCGCCUUAUCAGCCAUAUAUCUCCGAAGCAGACUUUGACGCAGAGGCACAAGAGAAACAACCAGAGCAGCCAGAGACGAGCUCGAUAUCCAAGGACUCUAAAGCAGCAAGCAUUGACAAUCCUAAGCCAAGUGUUCAACUAGUUAUAUUGCCUACGAAGCCUACACCCAAACCAACAACGACAACAACAACGGUUGCCACGCCUACAGCGCCCACAAACAAAUAUCCAGACUAUCCAUCAUAUCCGUCGUAUCCUUCGUAUCCGUCAUAUCCGUCGUAUCCGUCGUAUCCUGCAUACCCUUACUAUCCCUCGAAUCCCACAUAUCCUAACUACAACUACGGAAGUCCGCUAAUAGAGCCAGCAGCGCUGCUUGAAGAGAAUCCAGACCCAGAAUCUUCAGUAAAAAUUGUUAUCAUCCCAACAACGGACAAGCCAGCACCAGAUUGUGAUAAAUACCCUCCGAAAUACCCCUACCCUACAUAUCCUUCCUACCAAAAGACCGACUCCACCACAGCACCAACCACAACUUCAACUACAACUGUCAAAAGCACGGACGCUCCGACUAGUAUCUUAGAGUUGAAUACUUUUCAGAUUCAACCGUCAGGUGUUGCCUUAAAAAGUUUAAGCCAGCAAAAAAUUGUUAUUUUGCCCCCGGCACCCAAAAGCACAAUCCAAACAACAACUGAAGAGCCAAUCAUUACCACAGUGGUGCUCAGUACAUCCGAUGCACCAUCUACAACUACCAAGCCAACACCUACUAGGCCAAAACCAACGAGGCCAACUGUCAGGCCACCACCAGCUACCACACCUUCAACGACAACAAAGACCUCUACAACAACUACAAAACCAAGCACAACAACUCCACAGCCAACGACAACAACAAGGCCGACAACGACCACAAUAACCACUCCUAAACCAACAACAACUGUAAAGCAAACAACAGCGAAACCAACAACAGCUCCUACACAACCAACAACUCCUCAGCCAACAACAACUUCUCAACCAACAACAACAACCCAACCAACAACAACAACGUCUCAGCCCACAACAACUCCUCAACCAACAACAACAACCCAACCAACAACAACAACCCAACCAACAACAACUCCUCAACCAACAACAACAACGCCUCAGCCAACAACAACGCCUCAGCCAACAACAACUCCUCAACCAACAACAACAACUCAACAAACAACAACUCCUCAGCCAACAACAACUCCCCAGCCGACAACAACCACGCAGCCAACCACAACAACUCAAUCAACGGCUCCAACAACAACAACUCCUCAACCAACAACAACUCAACCAACGACGCCUACAACAACAACGCCUAGGCCCACAACAACUCCUGAGAUAACAACAAAUAGUCCUGAGCCAACAACAACUGUAAAAUCAACCACUUUCAAGCGAGAAACCACCAAUGAGGUUACGACUUCCAAAUUAACGACAAGUCCUAAGCCAACCACAACUAGUCAGGCCCAAACUACACCAACAACCCCCAAGCCAACAACUAACAAACCUACAACCACAACUCCUAAGCCAACAACAACUACUGAGGCAACAACAACUCCCAGACCAUCAACUACUACUACUAUACCAACAACAACUACAACAUCGGAGGUAACAACUGGUAAACCAAUAACAACUAGCAUUCUAACGACAAGUUCGAAUCCAAAAACUACGUCAAAUCCAACUACAACACCCGAGGCCACAACAACUACUCCACCAACAACAACAACACAACCAACAACACAACCAACAACAACAACUCAACCAACAACAACUCCUCAACCAACAACAACUCCCCAACCAACAACAACUCCUCAACCAACAACAACUCCCCAACCAACAACAACUCCUCAGCCAACAACUCCCCAACCAACAACAACUCCUCAGCCAACAACUCCCCAACCAACAACAACUCCUCAGCCGACAACCACCCCUCAGCUUACAACAACUUCCAAGCCCGCAACCACUCCUCAAUCCACAACAACACCUAAGCCAACGACAACUCCUAAGUCCACAACAACUCCUCAGCCAACAACUCCCACAACCUCUCCUAAACCAUCCCCAACUGCCGAUCCAACGACAACUCCUAGGCCUACAACAGCUGCUCAGCCAACAACAAGUCCUAAGCCAACGACAAGUUCUCAGGCAACGACAACUCCUAAGCCAACGACAACAUCGAAGUCAUCGACAACCCUCAAGCCAACCACAACGCCUCAACCAACAACAACCAAAACACCAACGACACCGCAACCAACAACCUCGAUAGCGACAACAACCAAACAGCCAACGACUCUGCCGCCAACAACAACAAACACCACUGCAACAUCUGAACUAACCACAGCCACCAAACUGCCCCCAUGUCAACCUGAAGACACACAAUGCAUACAACAACAACAACAGCAACAACAACACCUCAACAACAUCAAACACACAGAAACCGAAACCCAAUUUGUUAUAAACAAAUCGAGCAAAAAUCUAUUUGGGGAAAGAGAUUCGCCAUCCUCGCUGUUAUCCAAGAGCUUAGUUUCCAGCGAGGGUAGCUUAGAUUAUAUGAACGAUGAGCCCGAACCGGAAGUGGAGAGCACCACAGCGAAGUGGACAACGGAAAAGCCACUAGCGAAGCCCUCGACCAUGUCCAGCAUUGCUGCAGCACAUAUACUCAAAAAGCUCUUCCAAGUAAUAUCGACAACAGCUGCACCCGUAUCGAAGGUAACCUUUGCCCAAAUGGCGAGGCACAAUUUGGCCACAUCAAAGCCCUUUAUAGCCGUGUCGUUGAGACAGUCGAUCAAGCAGCUGACGCGCGAAUUACCAAUACCACAAAAUGCCACCAAAGAAGCUGAAGCUGACGAUUCGGAGUACUAUGAUAGCGAAUACGAUACGAAUGAGCUGGAGAAUGUGGUUGAUAAGCAUGAUCUGGCAGAUAUAAAGUUAUCAAUGAACAGUACAACUGGCACCACCAAGAGCACCACUGCGGCUAUAAGUUCAGUUGAAAGCACCACAAAGCCAAUGGCCAUACCAGCUGUUGCUGCUAUUGAUCCGCUAGAAACUAGCUCCAGUGUGCCCGUGCCAGCUGUAGCUAAUGCAACUGUACCCAAGUCCGAUGAUAAAGAUUACUCCGAAAACUAUGUGGACUCGGACUAUGCCAAUGAUGAGCCCAUGGAAGAGGCUCAACAGACCACUGCAAAACCCGACUUGAAUGCUCAAAAGCAGACGCUGAUCCAACUGCUAAAGCAGAAAAUAAUCCAAGCAGCCAACACCGUAGCGCCUGCACCACAAAGCUCCACCACCACCAAGGCUUCAAACUUGUUUGCAAAUGAAAUUGCAAGCAGUCGAAAUGACUUGAGCGUGCCAAAAAGCCUAUUGAUGAAUCUGCUAAGACAGAAGCUGAGUAGAACGAGCACCACUUUAACACCACUCAGCAGUAGCAGCAGCAGUAGCAGCAGCAGCAGCAGCAGUAGCACAACUGCUGGCACCACAGCGCGUACCACAACAACCAAGAGCCUAAACGCAAUCGGUAGCAGCUCAGAAUACUACGACGAUGAGGAUUAUGAGUAUGUAAACGAUGCAGAGGAAGCAGACAGAGCCACGAGCGCAGCUACAGAAGCCACCAUUAAGCAGACAGCGCUUAGAGCCGCCACGGCCAAGCGACACUCCCUACUCCCGUCUCUCGACCAGGUGAAUGGGUUAACGAGCGAGGCCAACCAGCAACAAAUGUCCGAGACUUCUGCACUUAAGCCACAAAGUGUGCCGCUGCCUGUACCCGCAUUUCUCAAGCAAUCAGCGAAGCAAUUUAAUGAAAUAUCAAAGCAUAAAUCAAAGAAUGACCAUUUUCUAGAUAGCAACAGCAUAGUAAAAGCCAAAACAACAGCAACAACAACAAUAGCUGCAAGCAAUGCUCGCACCACACUAUCAAAUAGGGGCCAGGAGAUAAAAUCGAGUCGUACACAAUUUUUGAAAUCAAACAGCACCACAGUAAAACCCAACACAACAACCGCCAGCGCCACUAGCAACACACAGACAGAAGCAGCAGCAGCAGCAGCAGCAAUCACACACCAACAGACGCUCACACCUAAUGAAAAUCCUACACAAUUCCUAUCAAACCAAAGCGUAAGUCCUACAACUACAACCACCAGCACCACUCGCGACACCCUUCCACGAGCUGCGGUAGCCACGCGCCAAGAGAUGCCCACACUGAAAGAAAAUCCUACACAGCAAUCGAAAUCGAACAGCACCACAGUAAAGCCUAAAACGACAACCACAACAACAUCCAGCAGCACCACUCGCAAUACACAGCCAACAUCAGGACCCACACGGCAAGAGAUGUUCACUUUUAUGAAAAAUUCAAUACAGCAAUUGCAACUAAACAAAAACACAGUAAACCCUAAAACAACAGCAACUACAAUCCCCACCACAACCACGAGCACCACACAAGCGACACCGACAGAGAAGUUCAGAAAUACACGUCAAGAAAAACUACAGACACUGCAAAGUCUAAAUCAAGUAAGAGAUUUAAAAACAGCAACCACCAGACCAACCACUCGCACCACUCAACAGACAAAAGUGCCAGCACCAACCACACACCAAGAGAUUCUAACGGUUAAUCAAAAGCCGUGGCUGCUGCAAUCAAAGAAUCAAAGCAUACACCUAAUGCCGCUACAAGCGGCCAGCGCUAGCAAUAGCAACCCAGUGACUCACUCGAAUCGUUCAUCAUUAUUAGAGUAUACAACGGCCGGCUACUAUACGACGGAAAAGGUGCCCGAGCUAAUAUUGAAGGUAUACGAGCCCAUCGAUGUGAAGGUCGUUUUCUGUCCCAGAAACUGUGACGAGGACCACGAUCAUAAAUAUGACCCAGCUGAUAAUUAUAAGUCGAAUUGUACGACGGGUUGUGAUACGCCCAAUCCGAAAACUCAUCACAGCGUAGAUUUAUGGUGGAAGCCACUCGAACUGAAGGAUACGGCGGGUUUCCAGACAAUAACAUAGAUACCCAUAUAUAUAUAGACUACAUCUAACCGCUCUUAAUAUGGCUAAACAACAUUAACUAUAUUAAACUAAAACUACGUUCAUACACUCAUAUAUAUAUUUAGAUAUAUAUAUAGUUACAUAUACAUUUUAUUAAACAUAAAUUGAAUAAA